AUGGAUCCGCCCGCGAAGAAGAUGAAAACCUCCCCGCCCACGCUCUGCGACAUGCCCGACGAGAUCCUCGCCCACAUCGCCUCCCACCUCGAACCCGGAGACGUGUUCAACAUGGUCUUGUCCAGCAAGAAGCUUUUUCGCCCCGCGGGUGUCGUUGACUUGACGGCCGACGAGGACGCAAACCGAGAAGAAGCUCUCGGCUUCAAGCUGGUCAAGUGGUCGAUGCGACACCGACUGAAGAAGAUAUUGACGCUGUUCACCAAGAAAAAGUUCACGUUCGACGACCUCUUCCCCGAAGAGGAGCGCAACUUGGACUUCGUCUCCGGGCAACCUCAGGUCAGUUUCUGUCUGCUUUCACACCAACCUCCUGCCCAACUUUUGCAUCGUCUACUCACAAGAGGUAUGGCUUCGCAGAUGCUCAUCGCCGGCUCCGUGGCAGUCAAGUGCGCGGUUCCUAGAAGAUCAGGGAAGUGGCGCCCUGGCGACAUCGACAUCUUCUGCACGUGGGACGCCGCGCCCAUGGUCCGCCGCCGACUGAUCCAGCGGUGCGGUCUGAUCUGCGGGGGAGUCGUUAAUAACACAUCGUACACGGACGACGGCCCCUAUCUCGCUGGAGACGUGGAGAACAGGGCGGCGGCAGUGAUCCAUCACGUCGAGGAAUAUGCCGCCCGGCCUAUGAAUGAAGACGAGUGGGGCGAAUGGAAAUACAAACCUUGUGAUGCAGGGGGUUUAGAGGCGUACUACAAGAUGGCAAAACAAUGGGGCGCUGAAGUGAGGGCCCCCCUCAGCAAUAUGCACCCCUACAUCGGACAACCCGGUGGUGCCCUCGGCGGCGAUUUCCUCUUCGACUAUAACUUUGAACACAAAGGCUCUGUGCAGCUCAUCAUCGGCAGGCCCGACGUCAAAGACGCCACAAAGCUUCUGCGCCACUUCGACAUCGAGAUUUGCAAGUGCGCCUUCAGCGCAUCGAACGUUUACAUCCCCGCCGCCGUCGAAACAUUGGCGGGCCGCACCUUCAUCACCCCCGCGCGCCACGCCCUCGCCGAGAGUUUCAUGAAGGCUUUGAACAAAGUCAAGCCAAAGUUCCCUGACGGUACUUGCACGUAUGAUGACUCUGAAAUGCCCAAGGUUCUUGCGAAGAUCAAGCACAAGGUGUGGAAAGGCAUCGGGCUUCCGCCGUACAGCGGAUCUCAGUACGACUUUGAGCACAAAUACACGGUCAUCGCAAGGCUCUUUGAACGCAUCCAGAAGUACCACACGCGAGGCGUGA
Messenger RNA from Micromonas commoda, 1270 nucleotides. RefSeq lists its product with no specific name. The annotation marks the transcript as partial. The transcript has a single exon. NCBI's taxonomy places the organism in Eukaryota, Viridiplantae, Chlorophyta, Mamiellophyceae, Mamiellales, Mamiellaceae. The record is from RefSeq and is a predicted model, not a curated record. Gene Ontology annotation, molecular function: protein binding.